This is a messenger RNA of Nothobranchius furzeri (turquoise killifish), 5209 nucleotides long. The record is from RefSeq and is a predicted model, not a curated record. Lineage: Eukaryota; Metazoa; Chordata; Actinopteri; Cyprinodontiformes; Nothobranchiidae.
CACCAGCUAAAAAAAAACCACACAAGACAAACCAGAACAGAAGUUUGAUUAUUAUAAAAGAUCAACCCACAUCUUUGCAUGGAUACCCGUGCUUUUAGGACCUGGCACUCAUUUGUCAUUACUCUUUCAACAACUGAGCUGAAUAUCGGGGUUCCUCUUGAGGACUUCCUAUUGCUGUCAACACAAAGCUGCAGCUACCAGCUUCUUUUCUCUAGAGGACAUCUUAUCAGUUAAAAGGGACGAGUAAGUCAACACAUUUUAGUUGUUACAAGAGAAAAGUCGGGUAUAAAACUAGAAGUUCAAACUAAGUUUUCAGUUAUUUUGUUUUAUUAGUGAAAAAAAAUCCAGUAUCCUGGAGCAUGAGAUGAAUUUUUAGUUUGCAUAAAACUAUUAAGGGUUAGCACCUUCUUUCUUUUAUUUAGGCAACCUCUUUGAAUUCUGUUAAAUGACACAUCUGUUCACAUUUAUUUAUUUAUCUAUCUAUUUCGACAUAGUUGUUUUUGAAACUAAGACUGAAACAAUUAGAUUGAAAAACCACUUACCUUAAGGAUUUGGGGACCGAGAGAUAAAACUGGUGCCGUGGCAUGAAACUGCACACAGAAGCAUCUCUGUCUGCAGAAAUUCUGUUUUUUCAUAUUUUCCCCAGUUUUAGGAUAAAAUUUGUUAAUAUCAGUGUCAGGAAAUGUUUUUGAGGAUGUUCUUGAUGUAGCUUUUCUUGUCACAAUUAAAAAAAUAUAAAAUCUUUUGGUAACAUGUUACAAUAAAGGUCCCUUAAAUUUAGGACAAAGUGCCGUGUGGGGGUGUCUUCUUAGUGCAUUACAAAAUAUGGUUGAGCAGUUGAUUUAAUAGUUUAUUAAUGAUUAAUAAUGCACUAAGUAAUGUUAGCAAAGGGACCCUUAUUGUAAAGUGUUGCCAUUCUGACAACCUCCUCAUUAAAAAUUAAUAUGGCCUGUAAAACGUCUAUAGAUAAAUUGCUGCAAAAAAGGUUACCAUAGAAACCCUCUAUUUUUGCAUAAGUAUUAUGGGAUAUAUGGGGUAUAAAUGGACAAGAAAUUGCAGUUUGCUAAUUUUGGUCAAUCUAACAUAAAAAAUGUCGAACAGAAGUUAACUUGAUGAAAUUCUUGUGGGAAAUAAAUUAACCCAGGCUUGACCCCACUUACACGUGAAGGUAAAAAACAUACGUAGCAAAAGUUCAUUUAUGUCAGUAAUUCAAAGGUGAAACUAUGAAGUCAUUAAAUGCAAACUCGCAUGUUUCAAGCAGUUUGUUAUACUUGUGAUUAUUAUGGCUUACAGCCUAAAACCAACAUCUCAGACAAUUAGAAUAUUACAUCAAAUCAAUAAAAUAAGGAUUUUAAAUGGAGAAAAGGUCCUAGCUCUGAAAAAGUAUGAUCAUGCAUAUGUACUUAUUACUGGUUUGGGCUCCUUUUGCUGAAAAGAAUGAAAUCUUGUACAAUAUUCUAAGUUCUGUCUGCAUCACCUGUACGUCUGUCUCAUCGGACCAAUCUCAAACCCAAAAACACUUCUUCUGGAGGCAGCAGAUCACAAUAACGCUUCAUUUAUUCAGUUAUAGUGCGAUAAACCAGUGAUAAAAUUAGAUAAAUGUUCAAGGAAAGCCCAAAACCUUUUGAUGUAGUUUUGGUGACUGAACUCAAAGCAAAGCGUCGUUAAUAAGUAGAUGCAGAAUUUAAAUAAAUGAUGGUUGUGUUUUUGUUUCAGAUUCCUGCAUUAAGACGAUUUUUUCCGUAAACUAAAACUAACGUUUUCUACUUGGAGAUGUCUUGCCAACAUGCUGUCAGCCACACAAACUUCUCCACAAACCAAACACACCAUGUGGUAAAGCUGAGCUCCCAAGAUUAUGUUAAAAUCUCCCUCCAUGGGAUAGUCUCCACCGUUGGCAUUGUGGAAAACCUCCUCAUCCUUGCAAUUGUGGGUUUCCGUGUCCGUCGCUCCAUCAUCAGCGUCUGGAUCCUGAAUCUGGCGGCGUCGGACCUGCUGGCCACGGCCUUCCUUCCCUUCUUCACCCUCUACAUGGCCCGUGGGAUGACCUGGACGUUGGGCCCGACCUUCUGCCGCAUCUACUCCUCCAUUUUUUUCCUCAACAUGUUUGUCAGUGCCUUCCUACUGGCGGCCAUUUCCCUGGAUCGCUGCCUGGUGGUGGUGAAACCAGUCUGGACCCAGAACCACAGAAGCAUCCAGGUGGUGAGGAAUGUAUGCUGGGUGAUUUGGACCUGUGCUGUGGUCUGCACUAUUCCGUUUUACAUGUUCCGUGAUGCCAUUCCUGGAGGCCCUGGUAAGGUUUUCUGCUACUACAACUACGCCAGAUUCCUCCCCAAAGAGCCGUACGACCUGAAAGCUUUGUGCAAACAGCGCAAAGAGGGCUUGGCUUUCAUGAAGCUUCUUCUAGGCUUCCUGAUCCCCCUCACCAUCAUCAUCAUCGGCUAUGUAACCGUGAGCCAAAGCUUGGCGCGUAGAGGCAGCCGGCGGCCUUUUCGUUUUGUUCGGCUUGUGGUGACCGUGGUGGUGGUCUUUGUCCUCUGCUGGGCUCCCUACCAUCUCUUCAUCAUCUUGGAGGUGCUGGCACCAAAAGGCAGUCCUACACAGAAGUUUGCCUCUGGAGCUCUUCCAACUGCAACAACAAUCGGCUUUCUGAACAGCACCAUCAACCCCGUCCUGUACGUGUUCAGCUGCCCCGACCUGUGUAACAAGAUCCGCCAGUCUCUCGGAGCGGUGAUGGAGAGCGUCAUGGCAGAAGAUCUGGGAGAGCUGUCCAGGCGGCGUAGCACUGCCCGCAGCUCCCUCAGUAACUCUGAGCUUAUGGUGAGGAAGAAAAGCUGUUCUACAGCUUUAGUUCUGAAGUAAAUAAAUAUAGAAAGUUUUUUGUUGUUUGAGUGUACAUCUCUCAGGAUUGAUGAGCCAAUGGCUAGUCAUGCCCCCAGCUGAUUGCUGGCAUCUUGCACAAUUAUUUUAAAAACUUUUAACCUCAAAGUUAAUUACAUUGGUUAUUAAAUAUCACCAACAGCAAAGUGGCAGCUCCUCUGGUUCAUCCCGGAGACAUUGGAACAGUUUUGAGAUGGCAGCAUCACUCACUGGAGUUGGGUCCCUCUUGACUAGAUGUUUUUGUUUCUCUUAAAUAUGGUCCAAAGCAAACUGCUGCUAUCUUAAAACAGCUCAAAUCUCACAUGAACCUGUGUGAAAUGUAGAUCAAAAACGUCUAAAGAAGGCAAAAGUUAAUUUUGGAGCAAGGUCCAUUGACAAGAUUGUGAUUUAUAUCAUAUCUCCCCUGUAUUGUGAUGUAUGUCCUGUUGUUUCUCCUAUCCUGUGAUACAUCUCUUAUUCACCUCUAUAUUGCUCUAUGUAUAUAGGAGUGACUAUUAUAUAUCAGGCCCUCACAAUCCUGGGAAUUUUUUGAAGCCAAAAGGAAGAAGUGGCAAAAAUUGCAGUUCCACCCUCAUCCACUAGGGGGCUGGCACCAGAAGUGAUCAAAUCCUCAUUGACUCCCAUGUUAAAAAAUGACAACUUCACAGCAGAAAUGGAUAGGUUUACAGCCUGGUUAAAAAUACAUUAUAGGUUUAAUAGAUGUAGUUGACAUUCGUGACGACUCUGAGGGGGGUGAUUUCUUUGUAACUCUUCUGUUUAAGUGGAAUGAAAUUCUUAAAAUUCAGAACAAUUAAUGAGCGUCAGAGCCACAUCACUGGGAGCAAGCUCCAGGGAAAGGCCUCAGCCUCAUGUUAAUAGAUGAAUGUUUGGCUAUUUCCACUUGCUGUACUUUAGUCGUGUUCUCUGUGUUUUGAUGUUAAUCAUGGAUAUAUUUAGAAAAACAGGACAAGCUGUGGUUAUUGACUGUAAAAUUAUAUUUCUGAACUUUAUUUCGCUGGUUGAAUGGGGGGAAAUGCUGCUUGCUCGAUGGGUUGAAAUAUAACGUGUUGGUGGGGCUGGCUGACUGGGUAGGGCUGCUCUACUGUGAUCAAAGUUUUGCGUGGUCACCGCUUGCAGAGAGGUUUGCUGAGUUUCGGGAACGUGCCUCUCCCUUUAACAGCACAGCUGCAGACUUGAGAUCAGAAAUCCACAAAUCUGUUGCUUCAUCCUUGCAAAGGAAGCCCAACAAGGCGGGCACCCAGCCCCUCCUGCCUCUCAGCUGGCAACAGCUGCUACACACAGGCGACCACAAGUUCCCAUCCUCCCUGGGGGCCCAGAUGCGCCGUGCAUCUGCCUGGCGUCCAUGCUAGGUUUUAGUUGUGCUGCUCUGAGGGAGUUUACAGAAACACCGCUGCGCUUUCAGUUGAUUUUGGCGUCGCUUUACCGCGUUUCUCUCACCAAUAGCUCCCGUGAAAACCUCCGUUAGCUUGAGUUAACACGUAGCUAAUCUCCCGCUGACCUCUGACCGAGGCGGAACAUUUUAUCACGUAAGCAGCCAGGGCACCCAGCUCUGAUCGGAGCGGUCUGAGGCUCUGCUUUUAUUUUAACAGUCCGUAUUCAAGCUCCACAAGCUACCAGCAUGACCACAGCCUCUCACAAAAGCACGGUGGCCGCGCAGGUGGGCCACUCCGGAGCUCCUUCUUGGCUUCUUGGGUUACUUAAGUCAGCUACAUUGGUUCAUUUGUUCCAACUGUAACAGCCCCACCCUCAGCUCCACCUCUUUUCCCAUCUUUGGAUUGUCUGGGCAUGAUGAGGUGUGUGAGAUGGCCAAACCGAUGGUGGUGGGAACCUCCCAUUUGGCUUCAAACCUGCCCCCAGAAAGCAAUGGGCGAGGUUUGUCCAUCCUUUUUAUAUGUCGAUGUUAUAUAUAUGUCAGUCACUCCUAAACUGUGAUAUAAUUCAUUUAACCAGAUCCGUCUUGCCAAUACACACAUCUAUAAUCAGUGGCAUGCAGUUUGUGCAUUUGACUCAUGUCAAGUGUGUUUCUGUGAGAAUGUUGCAAUGCAAAUUUCUGUCAGAUUGUGAUACGUUCAGUCAUAUUAUUAGAGCUUCUUGUUGUUAUAAUAACAUGCAUGCAUGAUUCUGAGGCUUUUAUUGAGAAACAACUGCUUGUUGGAUUUUUUUUUACUCUUUUGGCUGAGAAGCAUCUAGUUUCAUGUUGGGUGUUUAUGUAACAAUGUAGGAUCUAGACUGAAAACCCACAGGGUGAUGCAAAAUUUGUACUCUUGUUAUUCAAAACGUACUUCCUGUUUGAUUUCCUCAUUUGGUCCGACCAUUAACCAGUCAGUGUUUU